AUUCUAGUAUGAGUCUCUGGACGAACCCAAACUUCAGGGAGGAUCUCUAACUGCCUCUCUCCCUCCCUCCUGCAAGGUUAUAAUUCAGUAGAGUCAUAGCGAGCUGGCAGACAGAGGCAGUCCCAUGAACAGAGAGGCUUUAUCUCUUUCUAAGGUCGCUUUAUAAACUCUAGGAGACAAGGUAACAUCCGAGGUGUCUCCUAACUGAAGUGAACUCACCAACUCAAACACAGAGAUGGACGAAAAGGCGUUCACCAAGGAGAUCGAUCAGUGGAUCGAGCAGCUGAACGAGUGCAAGCAGCUGUCUGAGGGACAGGUGAAAACACUGUGUGAAAAGGCAAAAGAGAUCCUGACUAAGGAGUCGAACGUGCAGGAAGUGAGAUGUCCUGUGACAGUAUGUGGUGACGUGCACGGACAGUUCCAUGACCUCAUGGAGCUCUUUAAGAUCGGGGGGAAAUCUCCAGACACAAACUAUCUGUUCAUGGGAGACUACGUGGACAGAGGCUACUACUCUGUGGAAACUGUCACUUUACUAGUAUCACUUAAGGUUCGCUUUCGGGAGCGCAUCACAAUCCUUCGAGGAAACCACGAGAGUAGACAGAUCACACAAGUGUACGGCUUCUACGACGAGUGCCUAAGGAAAUAUGGAAACGCCAACGUUUGGAAGUACUUCACAGACCUGUUCGACUAUCUCCCUCUCACUGCCUUGGUAGACUCUCAGAUUUUCUGCCUUCAUGGAGGCCUGUCCCCAUCCAUAGAUACACUGGAUCACAUCAGAGCUCUGGACCGUUUACAGGAAGUGCCACACGAGGGUCCCAUGUGUGACCUGCUGUGGUCAGACCCUGAUGACCGCGGCGGUUGGGGCAUCUCCCCCCGAGGAGCCGGCUACACCUUCGGUCAGGACAUCUCUGAGACCUUCAACCACGCCAACCGCCUCACGCUGGUGUCCCGAGCCCACCAGCUGGUCAUGGAGGGUUACAACUGGUGCCAUGAGAGGAACGUGGUGACGAUAUUUAGUGCUCCUAACUACUGCUACCGCUGUGGCAACCAGGCAGCUAUCAUGGAACUAGACGACACCCUCAAAUACUCGUUCUUGCAGUUCGAUCCUGCGCCUCGCAGAGGGGAACCUCAUGUUACUCGCCGCACCCCAGAUUACUUCCUGUAAACUCUGACCCCUGUACAGUCAGCUCCAGUUUUGCCAUGAUGUAUGAUCUUCAACUAAUAACAACAUGACUGAAGGAGGGGAGGGAUGGAGGGGCGCUUGGUUGGGUGGGGAGGGAGGGGGGCUACGCAGCAGUGCACGUUGUAUAUCCACACAGAGACGUAUUUAAGCAGUUAGGGAAAACAAUGUCUGUCUAUGAAUGGACCAAAAGAUGUGUGCCAUAAUCACUACAACUCCCAUUGCUGAGGACUCGUAUUGAAACUCCCUCCUCUCUUUAAAACGACACCCUGAAUCCUCUUCCUGAACCCGUGGAGCCGGACGGAUGGCACUGAGGUCCAAGGUGGGAAUUUGCAGCCGUGAUGUGGAACCCUUGAACCCCACAUGCCGUGGCUUCUAUUUAGGAGAUCUGAACAUGAUCUGUUUGCACUUUUGUAAAUCUUAAGAAAUGUAACAUAUGUUAAAAAAAUGAGAAUGAUUUCACACUACAGAUGUUUUUCUUUUUGAUUUUUUUUUUUAAAUGACAAAGCCCCCUUCAGGAACGCUCUACAGACGAGGUUUGUUUGUUUGUAACGUCCACGUUCAACUCUCUUGUUUUGCAGUCGCACAGCUCGGUGUAUAUGAUAGAUGUGUUCAUCCACAUCACCUCACUGACUCCCUCUGAACCACAGAGUCUGUAUCAAACAUUGGAAUAAUAAAGAUUAAGGUGGCUCCUUGA
This is a messenger RNA of Notolabrus celidotus (New Zealand spotty), 1877 nucleotides long. It is a transcript of the gene ppp2cab, whose product is annotated as protein phosphatase 2 catalytic subunit alpha b. The record is from RefSeq and is a predicted model, not a curated record. Gene Ontology annotation, biological process: peptidyl-serine dephosphorylation; mitotic cell cycle. Gene Ontology annotation, cellular component: cytosol. Gene Ontology annotation, molecular function: protein serine/threonine phosphatase activity. The transcript has 7 exons. Lineage: Eukaryota; Metazoa; Chordata; Actinopteri; Labriformes; Labridae. Bases 236 to 1165 code for a protein of 309 amino acids.